This is a messenger RNA of Micropterus salmoides (largemouth bass), 2646 nucleotides long. It is a transcript of the gene baiap2l1b, whose product is annotated as BAR/IMD domain containing adaptor protein 2 like 1b. Gene Ontology annotation, biological process: positive regulation of actin filament polymerization; actin crosslink formation; actin filament bundle assembly. Gene Ontology annotation, molecular function: protein binding. The transcript has 14 exons. The record is from RefSeq and is a predicted model, not a curated record. NCBI's taxonomy places the organism in Eukaryota, Metazoa, Chordata, Actinopteri, Centrarchiformes, Centrarchidae. Bases 282 to 1805 code for a protein of 507 amino acids. Gene Ontology annotation, cellular component: cytosol; nucleoplasm.
AGCUCAGCUUUUUUUGUGUUCACACGCAGAGCAGCGGCAGCAGCAGGCAGCUGGACUCCCCUCUUCUGGGCUUACUUUUAUCUCUUCCCCUCAGUUUUAUCGUUUUUUGUUGGCAUGUGUGUGUCUCGCGUCUCCUGCUGGUUAUGAGGAAUUUCAUGUUUCCGUAGAUUUGGUCACUUUCCCCCUCUCUUGGACCUUUUUUUUGUUGUUGGCGUUGUUGUAGUUUAUCGUUUUUAAAUUAUUUUGUCUUUGUCGGCGGUUGCGAGGGAUCUAAGUUAAACAUGUCGAGGAACACGGAGGAGGUGUACAAGCUAACUGAAACUACAUACAAGAGUGUUAUGGAUCACUUCAACCCAGGACUGAGGAAUCUGGUCAACCUGGGCAAGAACUAUGAGAAAUCAGUGGCUGCAAUGACCCUGGCGGGAAAGUUGUAUUUUGAUGCAAUGUCUAAGAUUGGGGAGAGUGCUGCAGUGUCUCCCGUCUCCAGAGAAUUAGGUGUAGUGCUGAUGGAAAUUUCAGAGGUCCACAGGAAGGUUCAUCUUGAGCUGGAAGAAAAUUUCAAGAGGUUCCACAGGGAGAUAAUAGCCGAGCUGGAGAGAAAGACUGACAUGGAUGUCAAAUACAUGACAGCCACAUUUAAGAGGUACCAGAUGGAGCACAAGAUGAAGCAGGACUCACUGGAGAGAUCCCAGUCAGACUUGAAGAAGCUGAGGAGAAAGAGCCAAGGCAAGAACGCCGGCAAGUACGAGAACAAGGAGAGCGAGUGCCUGGAAACGUUGACAAGCCGUCAGAUGGACAUGCAGUUGUUCAUUGCAGACGGCUGUAAGGAGGCGCUGCUGGAGGAGAAGAGACGCUUUUGUUUCCUGGUGGACAAACACUGCUUGUUCUCCUACCAGAUCGCCUCCUUCCAUGACAAGGCCAGGGACAUACUGACGGAAAAGCUGAGCAGCUGGCAGGACCAGUGCAACGAUGCCACCGACAUGCCCGAGAGCGUCUUGACGAUGAUCGAGCAACUGCGCACGGCCGUCCCCGUCACACCUCUGCCCUCUCCCUCCCCGUCACGGCACAGUGUGAACAUCUCUGCUCCUCCGGCCCCACCUCUGAAGGCUCAGACCAGUCCUCUGGUUAGCAUGUUCACCCAGGAGAACAGCACCCCCAGUGUAACCACCACUACCAACAACAUCCCAGACCACGGGAACAGCGAGGAGAACAAUCUUGCCAGGUCUGUGUCUGUCGCCACAGGCCUCAACAAUAUAGUGAAUAGGCCACGUGUGCGCACCGUUUUCCCCCACGCCGCCGGCAACAACAGCACACUGCUUAGCUUUGACGAGGGAGACAUCAUCAUCCUCCUCAUCCCCGACGAGAGAGACGGGUGGAUGUACGGCGAACUGGAGAAGAAUGGAAAGAGGGGCUGGUUCCCUUCAUCUUACUGCCGUGCAUUCUCCGAACCUCUCGUGAAUAACAACGGUGUGUCUGCUGCCCCCGCCCGCAGUAAAAGUGUGGUCAACCUCCACCACCAGGACUCAGAGACGGACGAGGCGACCAUGGUGCUCCCCCCUGCGGACUACUGUGACACCCCGCAACGCAACGCCAUCAACAACAAAAUCUUGUCCACCAGCACCGUCACCACACAUAACAACCACCAGCACUCCCCCACACCCUCUGCAGCCUCUGAUCUCCACACGGCUGUCCAGGCUAAUGGCAUCUCAAGACCUGCGCCCGCUUACCUCGCGGGAGGGAACCCAUUUGCCACAGUCAAGCUACGCCCAACUGUCACCAACGACCGCUCCGCACCGGUCAUCUGAUCUGCCCACAUUUUUGCACAUCCUCCAUUCCCAGGACCUCCAGCAACACAUUCUCCUGGUUUGGAUAAAACAAAACUUGGCCAGUACUGAGGGAGGGGGGGGAAGCCUUUUGAAUCCAGGAUCCUCUCACUGUUGCAAACUCUCCUAUGGAAGUAUUUUGGAACAGUUUUAUCCACAGAACAGAUGAUCAUGUAUUUAAGAUAGAUAUAUUUUCCAUGUGUAUAUUUUUGUCCUGUUUGUGGUGGUGAUAUUUAAAUGACCACAUUCUUACCUGCACUCGAGAAUUGGAUGAAUAAAAAUGACAAUACUGCAAUGUAUUUAUACUGUUGAUGUUGCUUAUUAAUCAUCACAAUGACUGUUGCCAUUUCUUUUCUGUUGCCAUAGGACAGUAGAAUGUACUGUAGAGGACAUAUGCAUUUCACCUUCAGGUCCUUAUUAAAAUGUUGCAUCUCACUGUUGAUAUUUAAAAAUGACUGUCAAAUGCUGUCACGAGUUUUAAAAGAGAUGCAUCCAAAAAGGCACACAAGUGAUCUUGAACCUGAAGUCCCUCUUGUAUAUGCAGUUGUACAACAGAUGUUAUAAAUAUUGUCCUUUGCCAUCUAACUUAACUUUUUGUAGAGCUAGACAAUCUUGAAGACAGGACUUAUGCCUUAAUGACACAUACAUACCUACUGUAAAAAUAUCAUGCAGCUGUUGCAUUCUUAUGGACAUGAGUGGUGACAAUCUCAUCUUAACAUUGACGGUUAUUUCUGCUUUAAUCUUUACACAUGCCCCCCCCCCCCUCUCUCAUUGCACCCGUAAUAGAAUUUGCUCUAUAAAAAAUAAAAAUGUAUUUCUUCAA